Gavialis gangeticus (Gharial) is the source of this 1685-nucleotide messenger RNA. RefSeq names its product ferritin light chain-like. Gene Ontology annotation, cellular component: cytoplasm. Bases 189 to 656 code for a protein of 155 amino acids. The transcript is spliced from 3 exons. NCBI's taxonomy places the organism in Eukaryota, Metazoa, Chordata, Crocodylia, Gavialidae. Gene Ontology annotation, molecular function: ferric iron binding; ferrous iron binding. Gene Ontology annotation, biological process: intracellular iron ion homeostasis; iron ion transport. The record is from RefSeq and is a predicted model, not a curated record.
GCCGCGUCAAGCAGCGCUUCCCGCCCGCCGUGGAGGAGGGCCUGUGCGGCGUGGCCAGCGCCCUGCUGGAGCUCGCCUACCGCCUGCAGGCGCUGGGUGAGAUUUUUGAUCAGUCUGAUGUGGCUUUACCAAACUUUGCCAAGUUUUUUUGGCACCAAGCUAAAGAAGAGAGAGAAGCAGCAGAAGCUAUGUUGAAAUACCAACGAGAGCGAGGAGGCCAUUAUUGUCCCAGAAACCUCCAGAAACCAAACUGUGAAGAUGUAACCAAUGUUGUGAAGGCCCUGGAAAUAGCACUAGUACAGUGGAAAACCAUGACAAGUUAUCUUGAAGAGCUCUAUGCUCUGAGCAUUGCAAAUGGAGACCCUCAUAGUGCUAGCACUAUUAAGAAACAAUUUAUUGAACCCAAAAUCCGGAAGAUCAAGUUGGUGGGAGAUCUCUUGACCAAUGCUUACAGGCUUGAGUGUUCCCAAGAUGGCAGAGGCAACCUUGGAGAAUACCUUAUGGACCGGUUACAGGUGGAGCUCAAAAAAGGCAUAGAGUCACAGUCUAGUCAACACUGCACCCCUUGUGCACCUCUCCAGCAAGCUACAGAGGGGCUGAAGCAGCCACCAAGAAAAUGUGACUCUGGGCAUAAGAAAAGCAUAGGGCCAAUAUAAGCAACCCUACACUGCCCUUCCUCACAUUUUCAGUGUAAGGGUAUGCCAGGAACAAAACUGAGGCAAGCCAAAGAGUGAUGGUACCAUAGUGUCUGUUGUGGGCCAUGGAACAACCCUAGGCAGCCAAAGGAGAAAGCUGGCAUAAGUUAAAUCAGCCCCUGGGGCCCCAGUUCAGAAGCUGCAAUGGUGUUUUAAAAUUCCAGUACCAAUUCCUUUUACAACUCUUCAUUUUUAUGCAGUGUGCCUCUGGCAAGACGCAACCACGAAUCCACCUCAUCCAACUGGUAGGGAGGCUACUAGAUAUUUAGGAUGUCAGCAAUAAAUUCUAUCAAAGUCUUAUGCUAACAAUUUAAAAUGCCCACCUUCAGCAAUCACAGCAUUAUUAAGUUUACACUCUUAAAUGGUUGCUUGGAUUAGUUAGUGCAAAGGAUUUUUUAUCAUGUAUAAAAUUAUUUUCAAAAAAUAUAUUUUAGUACAGAGCAAUUUUUCUAUGCUGGGGAAAAUCUAGAUUUUUAGAAUUUUUAUAGUGUUUAAACCAAUGUAUAAUUCUAUGCUAGUAUAUUGGUGCAGAAAUACAGUACAAUGUUCAUAUUAUACAAUAUGGAUUUUUUAAAGAUAGUUUAAGAUGGAUUUUUUGGUAUUAGUGUGUCUCAUGAAGCAGCAACUUUUAAAUAGGCUAAAUCAGUUACUUGCUUUUUUAAAAUCCAAGUUUAUUUCUCCUUCUGUUCUUCUCCAAGAUGAAGCAUAUUAACCCCCCUAACAGCACAUAUUUGUGGACACGAGCCAUUGUGCUCUUCUGGACUAUGACUUUCAGCAUCUUGUUUGCUGCCCCCAGCAGUUUAAGACUUGUGACUAGGAUUCCUCUCUCAAUCAGAACUGAACUAGUACAUCCAAUUCUUUCACUGUCUGGGCAACGUACGGAAUUAGUAUUUCAGAUUAGGUAAAUCCAGAGUCUUCACUAUUUGUAAUCCUUAUAGAUCCCUCAGCAUGUUUAACAAAUGUAAAUGAAGUAUUAAUUUGAGCAUCCUG